GGUCGUGAUGAUAAGCUGUAUCCUUAUGUUUUGACGAUUACGCCGAAGUAUGUGAACAAGGACGACAUCGUCGUAAAAGUCAAAGCGUUUGACGAUAUGGUCCUGCCUACUGCCAAUAAGUAUCCCGUACCUGCAAGGGAAGCGGAUUACGACGAAGGUAUGAGCAAGCUUACCAUCAAGGUCGGCAAAGAGGCUCCGAAAGCUGGGACUGCAGGACUUCCGGUCGUCUUGGCGAAAGAGCUUUUUAUCCCCACAGACGGAUACUUAGUCGUCGCUGAUGAGGAAGCCGGCUCUGCAAUCAUCAACCCCGGCGGUGCGAAAGACGCUCCCCUAGUAACCCGGUCACCUGAUGGUCUGAAAUACAAUCUGAAUGCCAUAGCAUUGCCGAACUUGGAAACAUUUCUUGCGAAUGGCGGUGUGAUUGAUGUUGUCAGCCCCAUGAGUCUGACGAUCAGUGAGAUUAUGUGGGGAUCGGAUGCGAGUAUCGAAGCCGACAAUUCAAAAAGUCAAUGGAUUGAGUUGCGGAAUUCGGGUGACGGUGCGAAUACGCUUGAUGAUGAUGCCGCUACGGCAGCCGAUGAAGCCACACGCUUGAUUUUCUACGGUUAUGGUCAAGCACCCGCUGCGACACUGAACGCUGAUGGCACAAUGACAUUGCCUGCCGGUGUUAAAGAUCGGGUUGGCACCAUUGAUGCCAAAGGAGCCGUUUGGUCGCUCGCAGGUAAAGGUCAAAGUGGUCGGACGGGUGCUGGU
Geodia barretti is the source of this 753-nucleotide messenger RNA. NCBI's taxonomy places the organism in Eukaryota, Metazoa, Porifera, Demospongiae, Tetractinellida, Geodiidae. The record is from the annotation of a GenBank genome assembly.